UGGACGAUCCGCCCGUCGUCCUCCCCCUACUUAGCUUCCCCUCCCCGUCUCUCCCCCUCUUCCUCCCCCCCUUCACCUCGAGCGAUCACGGAGAGGAGAACCACAGGUAGACGAGCCCCUCGCGCCCCCAAAUCCUCGGCCCUUCCCCGCUUCAAUUGGAGUCGCAGGGGAGGUACCGGAUCGAGCUUCCCGGUCGGCAUGGUGCCCAGGGACAUGGUGAAUGCCCCCGCCGAGAGGCUGCACGACCAAGGGUCUGUCGUGAACAGGAAGUGUGAGAAGGUGCCAAAGAAAAUCCAUAAGUCGGAGAGGGAGAAACGGAAGCGAGGCACGCAGAAUGACCUCUUUAAUGAGCUGGGAGCCAUGCUAGAACCAGACAGGCAGAACAACGGGAAGGCAUGUGUAUUGGGUGACACUACACGGAUACUGAAGGAUUUAGUUUCACAAGUGGAAUCUCUUCGGAAGGAGAAUAGCACACUGAAGAAUGAAUCUCACUAUGUUGUGUUGGAGAGAAAUGAACUGCGUGAUGACAACAGCAUGCUUCGCAAUGAAAUCCUGGAGCUUCAGAACAAGCUUAGAAUGCGUCUGCAGAGCAACCCUAUUUGGAGCCAGGAUACUACUACAAGAUCAGCCGUUGCAGUACCUUAUCCCACAAGCGGAGUGUUCCCAGUACAGCAUUCGCCACAUUCACCAGUCAUCACCUCGACAGCACUUUCUCUGCAUCCCGUAAUCACUGAGCAAUGCUAUGCUGCCCCACCACGAGAGCUGCAGCUCUUCCCGGAAGCUUCAUCUGCAUCCACUGAAGACAGCGAACUGUCACAAGACCAGGGGAUUUCCAAUAGUGUGACGCGGCCCCAGGCACGGUACCCAACACCAGCGGUGAUGUCACCAGUAAACGAAUUCCCAAUCCUUCCAAGGAUGGGAGAAGAGCAACAAUAUAGUAGUGGCACUAGUGAGGAGGUUUAAGUACAUAACACAAUUUGCUUCACCGUUUGUGAAGUUUCCGUAGUGUGAGUGGAGUGUGUUUCUGUGCAACAGAUACAUACGCAGAUGUGCAUGUAAACUCCAAUCUGUCUCCGAAUCUUUAUCUUAACGGGUUAAAUAGGUGAUAAUAAAAACUGCUUUACCCCUGAA
Triticum urartu is the source of this 1131-nucleotide messenger RNA. RefSeq names its product transcription factor BHLH062. NCBI's taxonomy places the organism in Eukaryota, Viridiplantae, Streptophyta, Magnoliopsida, Poales, Poaceae. Gene Ontology annotation, molecular function: protein dimerization activity. The record is from RefSeq and is a predicted model, not a curated record.